This is a messenger RNA of Monomorium pharaonis (pharaoh ant), 1320 nucleotides long. RefSeq names its product glyoxylate reductase/hydroxypyruvate reductase. Gene Ontology annotation, molecular function: hydroxypyruvate reductase (NADH) activity; hydroxypyruvate reductase [NAD(P)H] activity; NAD binding. The coding region runs from base 236 to 1204 and encodes 322 amino acids. The record is from RefSeq and is a predicted model, not a curated record. Gene Ontology annotation, cellular component: cytosol. The transcript has 7 exons. Lineage: Eukaryota; Metazoa; Arthropoda; Insecta; Hymenoptera; Formicidae.
GUUUGCGCUGACGCAUGCAGAUUUUAACUCAUACAACGCAUGAGACACGACAUAUGUUUCGAUAUAGUUAUCAAAAAGCAGUGAUACGUUAGAAAACAGUGAGUCUACAUUGAUUAGAUUGUUGGUUUUCAAAUCUCGUCCGAUUAAAAAUUGAUGUAAAUCAUUGAAAUUAUAAUUAACAGAAGGUUUCUCGUGACAAUUUCAUCAUCAAGAGAAAUAUUUAAAAACUACUACAAUGAGUUUAUCAACUCUACCUCGUGUUUUGGUGACUAGUAAUGAAGUACCUGCUGUCGGUAUCGAUUUGCUCCGCACAAAAUGCAAUGUUACUAUUAUACCGGAAAGCGUCAGUAAGCGAGAACAAGUAUUGCAAGCUCUUCCUGGUCAUGACGCUGUAUUCCUCGCUGGCCAUCAUAUUGUCAACAGCGAGUUUCUGGACAUUGCUGGACCAAAUUUAAAAGUCGUGUCAACAAUGUCCGCAGGAUACGAUCAUUUAGAUGUUCCAGAAAUUAAAAAAAGAGGAAUCAAAGUCGGACAUACGCCGGUGGUAUUAUCUGCUGCAGUCGCGGAAAUGGCAGUGCUCUUGUUAUUAUCCGCGGCGAGACGUGCGCAUGAGGGUCGUAUAAAGCUGGAACAAGGUCACUCAAAAUCAGGACCGCAGUGGCUACUGGGACAAGAUUUACGAGAUUCUACAGUCGGCAUUUUUGGUCUAGGAAAUAUUGGUCAAGAAAUAGUUAAACGAUUAAAGGGAUUUGAAGUGGGGCGCUUUAUUUAUACCGGACAUUCACGCAAGAAAGCAGGUGAUGAACUAGGAGCUAUAUUUGUACCCCAGGAUGAACUUCUAGAAAAUAGUGAUUUUCUCAUAAUUGCGGCACCCUUAACUAAUGAAACCCAAGGACUUUUUAACGACAGCGUUUUCGACAAGAUGAAGAAAACGGCUGUUUUGGUGAACAUAUCUCGUGGUCAAAUUGUCAAUACCGAUUCACUUGUAAAAGCUCUGCGUAAUAAAAAGAUAUUCGCUGCCGGAUUAGACGUCACCGAUCCAGAACCGCUGCCACCAGGACAUGACCUUCUAGAACUACCUAAUGUUGAAAUUGUGCCACAUUUAGGCAGCGCGACAAUCAAGACUCGCAAUGACAUGUCGUUAACCACAGCGCAAAAUAUUAUCAAUGGUCUUGAGGGUAGGCCCUUGGUUUACGCUUUGUAAUAUUUCUUGUAUGAGCUAUAUAUUCUUUGUAUUUAUUGCUUUACCUAUUAAAAAAUGUUAUUAAAGAUUAUUAUUUAUUCAUGUACGAUUUAAUAAAAUUCUCUUUUAUUCUUCUA